Salvia hispanica is the source of this 1069-nucleotide messenger RNA. RefSeq lists its product as uncharacterized. Lineage: Eukaryota; Viridiplantae; Streptophyta; Magnoliopsida; Lamiales; Lamiaceae. The record is from RefSeq and is a predicted model, not a curated record.
UAUCUGACAAAGGAUUUCGGGCUGGAUAUCUAGGGAUAAUCGAGGAUAGGAUUCGUACAGAGUUCCGGAACUCUGACCUCAAGGCCAGACCACAUAUAAAAUCCAAGAUUGCGGAGUGGGAGAUGAGUUAUAACGCCCUCAGGAAAAUCCUUGGCAGGAGUGGUGUGCGGUUUAACCUGGAUGGCGAUUACAAGAUUGACUGUGAUGAUUAGCGGUGGGAGCAGAUCGUUCAGGCAGAUUCACAGGCUGAGGGCAUGAGGACGAAAUCGUGGCCUUUCUGGGUAACUUGGCAGCGCGUAUUUGGAAAGGAUCGAGCAUCUGGAGGGGGUGCUGAAGGCGUUGACGUUUCUGCUGAUCGUGCGCGUCAACAGAUGGCUGGCGGAAGUCAGUGCAAUGGAAAUUACUACCGUCCUUCCGUCCCAGUCGAUCAGACCCCUCCACUGGCCGGAGAAGAAGAUAUUCCAGAUAACAUUUCAGAGAAUACCGAGAAGCAAAUGCCUAUCAACAAAUCAGGAGGUGGGAAACUAUCGACCGCUCCACUGGCUGGAGAAGAAGAUAUUCCAGAUAACGUUUCAGAGAAGACCGAGAAGCAAAUGACUAGCAACAAAUCAGGAGGUGAGAAACGCAAGCAACCCUCCUCGGAUGCUGCUUUAAUGGAGUUUCUCGCAAACCUCCAUGCUGAAACGAACGCACGCCUAGAGGUUUUCGCUGCCAGGAUUGGAUAUGAGUACGAUACGGGAAAGGCUAGGCAGGAGCUUUUCAACACGCUAUGCACUGUGGACGGUCUCACCCUGAAUCAGAGGUAUGCCUUGUGCAAUAUACUGGCUGACUAUCCGCACCGUCUGGAGGUUUUCAUGGGUAUGCCAGCCAAUGCUCGCUCGGGGUAUGUGCUCAGGCUCCUCGCGCAAAAGAAGUAGGAUGUGCGAGAUCUUCAACUGUGUUUUGCUGGUCUAUGUUUCACUUUUUGAUUGUAAAUACACCUAGAAUCACUAUUCCAGUUGGUGGCUGUGAUCACAAUAGGUAUUAUCCUUGAAUGAACUCAGUGGUAGUUUGUAGUGCUAAGUAUGCU